AUGGAAAAGUUGAAACAAGGAGCAAAGUUCGGUGAUUACCGCCUUGUGCAGUGCGUUGGUCACGGAGCUUUCGGUUCUGUCUGGUCAGCUAAAAAAGAGCAAGAAGAACAAGCAAUUUACGCUAUCAAAUUUGAAUUUCCUACAGUUUCAAAACCAAUUCUUGCCAGCGAAGCACUUAUCAAUCAGGAUUUGUCAAAUCUCGGUACAUUUACAAAAUUUUACGAAUCAGGAACACUUCAAGGCUUGUCUUACAUGGUUAUUGAAAUGCUUGGCAUGUCAGUACGUAUUUUCCAAGAAAACCAUCCUGGAGGUAUCUUACCACUCAGUGAAGUCGGCAGAUUAGGAGAUGCCAUGUUAACUGCCAUUCACAAAUUCCAUGACGCCGGAUACGUUCAUCGUGAUAUCAAACCAUCCAACUUCGUCUUCCGUGGGAGACCAGCAGAUCUCGAUGUUUGCUUAAUUGACUUUGGCUUAGCAAAGAGAUGGAGGAAUAAAGAUGGAACAAUCGAGCCUGAACGUCCAAAUGUAGGUUUCAGAGGUACAUCUCGUUACGCAUCCAUUAAUAGCCACGAUGGCGCAGAUCUUGGACGCCGUGAUGACCUUUGGUCACUGUUUUAUCUUUUGAUCGAACUUUUCGCACCACCUUUGCCAUGGAAGGCUCAAACAUCAAAAGAUGCAGUUGCACAGAUCAAGCGUCGCGGUGUUGCAAAGCUUUGCGUUGGUUUGCCACCACAAUUCAACGACUUCGCACAACAUUUAUCUACAUUAGGUUUCGCGGAUGAACCAAACUACGAGCAUCUUCACGACUUACUCCACGGAAUUACAGAAAUCGGAGACAAUGAAGGCGGUGGGUCUGAUUAUGGCGGCUCUUUGAGCGCACAGUUCGGAUCAAUGUCACUCAUUGUUGCUCCAAACAGUGGAAGUGUUAUCGGAAGCUCUUCCGCUGUUCUUGGUUCUUGGGAAGAAGGAGCAAGAAAUGAUAACAUCGAAGUCAACGAUUCUAUCAACGAAGAAAACGAAAACCAUGAAGAGAAACCUAAUAAAGAGGGCUCAGGUGGCUGCUGCAUCCUCAUUUAA
Molecule: messenger RNA, 1077 nt
Organism: Trichomonas vaginalis G3
Lineage: Eukaryota; Parabasalia; Trichomonadida; Trichomonadidae
Product: protein kinase protein
Exons: 1
Coding region: 1-1077 (358 amino acids)
Biological process (GO): signal transduction; endocytosis; peptidyl-serine phosphorylation
Cellular component (GO): nucleus; cytoplasm
Molecular function (GO): protein serine/threonine kinase activity; ATP binding
Source: RefSeq, a predicted model, not a curated record